AUGACGACAAUAGAUGCAUGGUUUCACGGCUUGCCACCGUUCACAAAAUACUAUUUCUGCUCUGCAAUGGUUUCAGCUACACUCACAACCUUCGAAAUUAUUUCUCCUUACAGUUUGAAUUUUGUGUUAACACGUGUACUUAACAAUCUUGAAGCAUGAAGAAUUCUCACGACGUUUAUAUUUUUUGGGUCUUUUAGCUUCGGAUUUAUCAUUUCUUUAGCAAUAUUAGUCAGGUUUACAAGGGCAUUAGAAACUCAUCCGACUUAUAAUCAAGAUUUCGCCUCUUUUAUCUGGGCUAUUCUGAUGAUGGCUACCAUAAUGCUAUUUUUUUCACUAUUUACUAAUGUUACCUUUUUAGGAUCAGGAUUGCUUUUUGCGUUACUCUAUGUUUGAAGCAAACUUGAUCCUCAGCAAAUUGUCCCAUUUUAUGGAGGAUUUGUUGUAAAAGCAUACCAAUUUCCUUUUGUCUUGCUAGGAAUUAGAGUUUUGAUGGGAGGCAAUAUUAUGGAUGAUUUAAUUGGUCUGCUUGCAGGGCAUAUCUAUUAUAUGUUGAAAGAACAGAUUCCUCAAGAAUAUGGAUAUGAUUUAGCUAAAACUCCUGAUUUCUUCAGAAGAUUAAUUCUGCAGCCAGGUGCUCCACGUCAGCAGCAAGCUUAUCAAGGUCGUGGAUUUAGGUUAGGUUAA
Messenger RNA from Blepharisma stoltei, 684 nucleotides. NCBI's taxonomy places the organism in Eukaryota, Ciliophora, Heterotrichea, Heterotrichida, Blepharismidae. The record is from the annotation of a GenBank genome assembly.